AUGAAAAUAGGAAUACAGAACAGUUACAUGGGAUUUCUUGACUACAGGAAGAAAACUAUUCAGAAGCUAAGUAUAAGCCCAAGCACUUGUUCCUUUAACCCAGGAGUAUUUGUAGCCAACAUGACUGAGUGGAGGCAACAGCACAUCACAAAGAAGCUGGAAAAAUGGAUGAAGAAAAAUGUGGAAGAGAAUCUAUACAGCAGCACUGUUGGUGGAGGUGUAGCUACUCCUCCCAUGCUUAUUGUCUUCCAUGAUAAACAUUCCCCAAUUACUCCAAACUGGCACAUCAGACAUUUGGCAGGAUGGAGUCCAGAUGAUCAGAUUUCACAGAGUGUCCUUAGGGAUGCCAAGCUGCUUCACUGGAAUGGAAGAUACAAACCCUGGCGAAUCCCUAGCUCACACAGCAAACUCUGGGAGAGAUGGUUUAUUCCAGACCCCACAGGAAAGUUCCAGAUUCACAAACUGUGA
Messenger RNA from Staurois parvus, 468 nucleotides. The record is from the annotation of a GenBank genome assembly. NCBI's taxonomy places the organism in Eukaryota, Metazoa, Chordata, Amphibia, Anura, Ranidae.